CUCCGUCCCCGCCUCCCCUGCCUGCGCCCCUGCCUCCGCCUCUGCCCACCCGGCCCAAUCCCUUACAACUGCCCCAGGACGGCUCCUGGGCAGCCGCUGCAAUACAGACGGCACGGGUUGCCCCUCUCUGCUCCAGGUACCUCUCUCCCCUCCGUCAGCUGGCCCUGGCCUCUCGGCCUGACAAGAGGAGGACUCCCACCGCCUGACAUGCCCCACGCUUCUCUCUGCAGCUAGAAAGACCUGAGUUAGGCAAGCGGAAGCGGACGCCUUCCUACCUCAUGGCGACAGAAAACGGAGCAGCAGAGCUGGGAGUCCAGAGCUCACCAGCAGACAAUGCACCUAAAGGUGCAGCAGACGAAGGACCCCCAGCUACAGAGAAAGACCUUGCCCCCCCAGACCCAAAGAAAGAGCCUGCCCCCCCAGACCCAAAGAAGGAACCUGCCCCCCCAGACCCAAAGAAAGAGCCUGGUUCCCAAGAACCAAAGGAAGAAACUGCCCCCUCAGAUCCAAAGAUGAAUCCUGCACCCCCAGACCCAAAGAAAGAACCUGCCACCCCAGACCCAAAGAAAGAGCCUGGUCCCCAAGACCCAAAGAAAGAACCUGCCCCCCCAGACCCAAAGAAGGAACAUGCCCCCCCAGACCCAAAGAAAGACUCUGGCCCUAUAGACCCAAAGAAAGAGUCUGUCCCCCCAGACCCAAAGAAAGAAACUGCCCCCCCAGAACCAAAGAUGAAUCCUGCACCCCCAGACCCAAAGAAAGAGCCUGGUCCCCAAGAUCCAAAGAAAGAACCUGCCCCCCCAGACCUAAAGAAAGAAACUGCCUCCCCAGACCCAAAGAAAGAAGAACCUGCCCCCCCAGAACCAAAGAAAGAACAUGCCCCCCAAGACCCAAAGAAAGAGCCUGAUCCCCAAAAACCAAAGAAAGAGCCUGGUCCCCAAGAACCAAAGAAAGAACCUGUCCCCCCCGAUCCAAAGAAGGAACCUGCUCCCCCAGACUCAAAGAAAGAAAAACCUGCCCCCCUAGAUCCAAAGAAAGAAUCUGGCCCCCCAGACCCAAAGAUAAAAUCUGCCCCCCUAGAUCCAAAGAAAGAAGCUGCCCCCCCAGACCCAAAGAAAGAAGCUGCCCCCCCAGACCCAAAGAUGAAACCUGACCCCCCAGAACUAAAGAAAGAAUCUGUCUCCCCAGACCCAAAGACAGAAACUGCCCCCCCAGACCCAAAGAAAAAGCCUAGUCCCCAAGAACCAAAGAAAGAACCCAUCCCCCCAGAUCCAAAGAAGAAACCUGCCCCCCCAGACUCAAAAAAAGAAGAAACUGCCCCCCCAGACCCAAAGAAAAAACCUAGUCCCCAAGAACCAAAGAAAGAACCUGUCCCCCCAGAUCCAAAGAAAAAACCUCCCCCCCCAGACCAAAAGAAAGAAGAGCCUGCUCCCCCAGACCCAAAGAAAGAGCCUGCCCCCCCAGAACCAAAGAAAGAGCCUGUCCCCCCAGAACCAAAGAAAGACCCUGUCCCCCCAGAACCAAAGAAAGAAUCUGGCCCCCCAGACCCAAAUAAAGACUCUGGCCCUAUAGACCCAAAGAAAGAAUCUGGCUCUAUAGACCCAAAGAAAGAAUCUGGCCCUAUAGACCCAAAGAAAGACUCUGGCCCUAUAGACCCAAAGAAAGACUCUGGUCCACUCACCAUGAAGAAAGGUGCCAAAGCCCCUGCCCCAGAGAAAGGGAAAGGUGGCCUGGCCCAACCCUCAGCUAGCAGCCAGGGGCCCGAGGGAGAAGGUGCCUUGGGCAGUGUUGGGCAGCCAGCAGCCCUGCCCCAGCAGACCCAGACGGCUGAGGCCAGUGUCAAGAAGCCCAGCGACGACAAUCAUCAGGAGUCCUCGGGCAACCAGGAUCCUGGAGAGGCCAAGGAGCGAAAGAAGGCAAUAGAGAGCCAAGCAGCGGCCAGGAGGGGCUCCCCGGCCUUUCUACAUUGCCCCAGCUGCCCUGCUGCCAUCUCCAGCCCGGAGCAGUCGCUGGCUGAGAAGCCCCCAAAUGAGGCAUUGGAGCUCAUCUUUGAAGGGGUGCCCGUGACCCCCAGCCCCACAGAUCCCGUGCCAGCCAAAGCAGCAGCAGGAGGGGAAAAUAGCCCGCGCGGCAGCCAGAAGGAAGCAGGAGAGAAGGCUUCCGGCCAGGCUGGCCCGGCUGAGGUGGAAGGGGACACCUCGAGGGGGAUCGAGUUCCAGGCUGCGCCCCCGGAGAGGUCGGAGGCGGGGCAGCCCCUCUGUCUCACAGCCAGGGAGGAGGACUGCUUCCAGAUUUUGGACGAUUGCCCGCCACCUCCCGCCCCCUUCCCCCACCGCAUCGUGGAGCUGAGGACCGGGAAUGUCAACAGUCAAUUCAGCAUGAACUCCAAGGAGACACUGGGCGGCGGCAAGUUUGGAGCGGUCUGUACCUGCACAGAGAAAGCCACCGGCCUCAAGUUGGCAGCCAAGGUCAUCAAGAAGCAGACACCCAAAGACAAGGAAAUGGUGAUGCUUGAGAUCGAGGUUAUGAACCAGCUCAACCACCGCAAUCUGAUCCAGCUCUACGCAGCCAUCGAGACCCCACAUGACAUCAUCCUGUUCUUGGAGUACAUCGAGGGCGGCGAGCUCUUCGAGAGGAUCGUGGACGAGGACUACCAGCUGACCGAGGUGGACACCAUGGUGUUUGUCAGGCAGAUCUGCGACGGGAUCCUCUUCAUGCACGAGAUGCAGGUUCUGCAUCUGGACCUCAAGCCAGAGAACAUCCUGUGUGUCAACAACACCGGCCAUUUGGUGAAGAUCAUUGACUUCGGCCUGGCACGGAGGUAUAACCCCAAGGAGAAGAUGAAGGUGAAUUUUGGGACCCCAGAGUUCCUGUCUCCUGAGGUGGUGAAUUACGACCAAAUCUCCGACAAGACAGACAUGUGGAGUAUGGGGGUCAUCACCUACAUGCUGCUGAGCGGCCUCUCCCCCUUCCUGGGAGAUGAUGACACAGAGACCCUAAACAAUGUCCUAGCUGCCAACUGGUACUUUGACGAGGAGACCUUCGAGGCUGUGUCAGAUGAGGCCAAAGACUUUGUCUCCCACCUCAUCGUCAAGGAACAAGGGGCCCGCAUGAGCGCUGCCCAGUGCCUCGCCCACCCCUGGCUCAACAACCUGGCAGAGAAAGCCAAGCGCUGUAAUCGACGCCUCAAGUCCCAGAUCUUGCUUAAGAAAUACCUCAUGAAGAGACGCUGGAAGAAAAACUUCAUUGCUGUCAGCGCUGCCAAUCGCUUCAAGAAGAUCAGCAGCUCAGGGGCACUGAUGGCUCUGGGGGUCUGAGCCCCAGAAGCGGCGGAGGCCUGGAUGCAGCUCCACGGUGGCCGGGGCUGAGGCCUCACAGCCCAGAAGGCCAGGGCAGAGGGCCAGACCCCAGGGUGGGCUGGGCAGGACAAGGCUGCGCCAGGCCGGGAGGCUCGGGGCUCCCCACGCCCCCACACGGCGACCGCUGCCCGAUGAGAGCUGCCUCGGAUGUGGCCUGGAUCCAUCCUGCUAACGCCUCCCCAGACGGGCUCCGGCCCAUCGGCUGCCGCCCAGAUGCCACAGGCCCCUUGUUCCUUCCCUGGCUCCCCCUUUGGAACUGUUGCCUGGUGACCCUGCUUGGCCCCGCCCGGGCAUCCCUGGCCUGAGCUUGCUCUCAGCUGAAGUGGGAAGGCUGGGGUCCCAGCAUGUGGGGCUCCCGCGGUUGUGGGUGGGAGGCUCUUGGUGGGGCAGGAAGGCAACCAAGUCGAGCCCUGAGGCCAGCUGCCGGGAGACAGAGCCGGCUUUGUGAAAGAGGAGCUUCACGCCACGCCUGCCUCCCUACACCCAACAGAUAAGGCCCAGCGCACACCAUCUGGCCAGCUCCAGCUCCCACCCACCUUCCUUGCUGACCACCAACACACAGGAACUCUGAGUGAGAGAGAGGAUGCCCAGCCCAGGCCUGGCGGAGGGGGCAGGGAGGGGCCUGGGGGACACCGAAGACCACCCCAAAACUUGCCUGAGGGCCUCGCUGGCUCAACCCAGCCACUGUGGGCCCCCAUCCCUGCCACGUGGGCCUCAGAUGAUGGAGUCAGCAGGCCCCGGAGGAUGGAGUGCAAAGGCCGUGGGCAGCCCCCAACCUGCUCUCAGCUUGUGCCUUGUAAAUAAAUGUACAGGUUGGAUGUGG
Molecule: messenger RNA, 4179 nt
Organism: Myotis myotis
Lineage: Eukaryota; Metazoa; Chordata; Mammalia; Chiroptera; Vespertilionidae
Gene: MYLK2
Product: myosin light chain kinase 2
Exons: 12
Coding region: 279-3314 (1011 amino acids)
Biological process (GO): positive regulation of apoptotic process; intracellular signal transduction; protein phosphorylation
Cellular component (GO): nucleus; cytoplasm
Molecular function (GO): ATP binding; protein serine/threonine kinase activity
Source: RefSeq, a predicted model, not a curated record